AAUGAGGAGGGUUACCUGUACACGUUAAUGGAGAGGAGGCUAAGUGGAAGGAGUUGGCUUAACACGUGAUUGUAGCGUACAGUUAAUGAUUACGAAGGUAGUAAGUAUUCGUGAGCCGUUAAGGUGGUUGUAUUUGUUGUACAUACUCGUACACACGUACACACUUCGCCACAGGUACAGUUUUGCUUUUAAUUCCAAUAAUGCAGCGUUUAAAUUCUCAAUGGACUUAGCGCCCAAGAAAUUACAUUUCCCGGAAUGAAAAAGAACAGCAGUGCAUGUCGAUAAGCGAAUAGGGAGACCAGUAAAUAAUUCAGGAGUAUAAGAUAAAUGCAAGCGAUUACUAAUUUCUUCUAAGCUUAAUUUAUGACCAAAGUAGAAAGUGCCAAUCAUGUUGACCACUCGAAAAUUAUGAAAUAAACAACGGUAUCCAAGCGUACGCAAUAAGCUAAUGAAAUAGUGUAAUAGAAUACGAGCAUCCCUUCUGGAGGUGCCUCCGUUUACCGUAAUCCGUCCAUUGGUGUAUAACUGGCAGUGACCUUUGAAUGGUUGGUUGGUCCGCAGGAGCAAUCCAGAAAAUCUAUGCGGUAGAUACUGGGCCAUCGGUAGUUUCCGCUCCAGGUCCGGUAGGUUUAGCGUGCAGCCUAACUCCGCAGUCACCACAACAUUCGUCACCUUGACUGUCUGUAUAAUACGAGUACACUUAUCAGCAAAUUGUCAGCUAUAAUAAAGGUACGCAAUGACCAGUCCUUACCGCGCCAAUAAUCGUUUCCACAUUCGCAUUCAUGCUUGGUCAGCUGGGUUUUGCGGGCGGGCAGAGCCAUCAUGCAACUGGGGCAGAUCGUCGGAUCCUUGCUUAAAUAUACUCCGGUCAGCCAUUUUGCGUAGGCGGCAGGUUUAUUGUACUUGCUGGGGCGAUCAUUGGACAGGUAACGGAACGAUGGGCAGUCCAAAUCGUCCAGAUUGAUAACAGCAGCCGGUCGCAAGAUAGGGGCGAGUAGCGCACACUUGUCGGCUCCUUUGACAUAGAACUUUACGUCAUGCUCCACAGCGUAGGUGUAGUCCCGGUCAUCGUCAGUACCAUUAAACGUCACAGCGUACCAGGUGUCCAGAGUAUUCCGUAAACUGCGUCGGUUUUCCGACAACUGCAUACCGAACAGUACUCCCUUAUUAAGGUUUUCUAAACCAAACUCUUCAACAAUGUAAUCUUUAGACGGAAAGAAAACAUUUGAAAACAUGCUGCUGGCUCGCUCAGGGCAAAUAAUGGCCAAAUGUUUAAUGAUCUUAACGUUUUGCAUCUCAGUAUACUGCGCAUCGACAACACAGUGGUGAGGAGCCAUUUUUCUCAGCACUGUCAACUGACGAAAAAACAGCAAAGAAAAAAUAGAGCAACUAAAUUAACUACUGUUUCAUAUGCUGUAGUAAAAUUGUACAAGGUUGUAAAAUGGACACGGUACCAUAACGCAACGGUUGCAAAAUGGACCCGUGGUAUUUUUAACACCGCUGUCUAACUGGGUACCGGCUUGAGCACAAGUGUGGUAAGGUAGUUUACCGACUGACGAUAAUUUGUAAACGACCGCUUUCAUUUUCAGUUAGUCCUCGCUUUAGUCGGUUAGUUUGAAUUUUUGUUCUACAUCUUUGACGAGUUUUACUUUUGCAAGCUUACAAGUUGCACGAUUAAAUACUGUAGUUACCAUUUUACAAUGGAGUUCCUCGCUGACAUUCCAUCAACACCCCGGAAGAACCCCAAGCGCAACUUGACCUUCAAGUUUCCCAAGGACCGCCCGGAGGACCGCACGGAGCUGGAGCCCAUCAAGCGCCAGAAGCUGGUGAAGCAAGAAGCCACCUAUCCACCCAGUAAGCACACGCGUUUCGCUUUUACCGAACAGGGGCUGCCGGUUUACAAGAUCGGGUUCGACAAGUUCGCUCUGGUCCGCUGGCUGGGAGGAGAGACGAAGGUCAUCCUGGCCGAGUUCAAGGAGCAGCCUGAUGGGACGUUUAAACCGACGGAUGCCAACAAGUACAUCGCCAUGACGAUCAACAAUUUUUUUCGCCUGAGUGGUUUAAUCCUGACCGGGAAAGCUGACCUGGACUCGAACACGUCAUCAUUUGACAAUGGUAAGCUGUCACCGCAUUUCUGCUUGGACGACAACCUGUACUUUCGCUGGAGCCGCUACAACGGUAUGGAUCUGGCUACUAUGCGUCGCUUCAACCUAACGCCUAACAAGGACCUGUACCCGACCAAGAUGGGGAUUUCUUUUGGACGCAAGGCCUACGAGGGACUGAAGGAGCUCGUUGUGGAUUUUACCUUACUGAAGGAAAUCCGGGACAUCAAUGAAGCUCAUGACAUCACUCCGGAUCCAAUGCCUGGGCUCGCUUCAGUCAGUUUGAAACAGGAACUGGCGGAGUUCAUGUUUCGUAAAAUUCGUGAGCACCGGGAAAGCACUAUUGGACGCACACCAAUGCGAGGAAUUGCCACCGAUGAAGAAUGGACUAUGGCCGAGAAAGACAUUUUGGAAAAGAAACAAGUGCAUGGUGUGCUUUUGAUGUUGAAUCAGGUUAAUUACGAACAGCUGCUGGCAUUAGAUUUGGAAGGUUAUAUGACGCAGUUUCGCACCGAAGUGCGCGCUCAGCUGGAUAAAAUGAUGAUGUAAUUUUGACUACGUGUAAUUUUUGCAGUACGGCUCUUUUCGCAUUUGUUUAUUUCACUAAGCGAGAAAUUUGAUUCUCGAGAAAUUUACGGUUACAUAUUUGUGUAUUUAAAUUAAAAUAAUGAUUAACAU
Molecule: messenger RNA, 2780 nt
Organism: Paramacrobiotus metropolitanus
Lineage: Eukaryota; Metazoa; Tardigrada; Eutardigrada; Parachela; Macrobiotidae
Exons: 2
Coding region: 1701-2651 (316 amino acids)
Source: RefSeq, a predicted model, not a curated record